This is a messenger RNA of Cooperia oncophora, 489 nucleotides long. Lineage: Eukaryota; Metazoa; Nematoda; Chromadorea; Rhabditida; Trichostrongylidae. The record is from the annotation of a GenBank genome assembly.
AUGGUGUUACAAGCCCCAUGCGUACGAUUGUUCGCCACCCUUGGCAGUCUGGUAAUAUAUUUCGAGUACCAAGACAAAGGAUUAAUACCUUUGAAAGUACUUGAUUUCAUCACUCUCCCAUCAUUACUGGCUGGCAUCUACGCCACUCACAUUCUUGUGACAACUGUGUCCCGUCUGGAUGAGCUAAUUUCCUACCGUUACAUUGUGGUCUUUCGGAUUCUCGAUCUUUUCUUCAUGUUCUUCGGUCUACAGCAACCUAUUUUUGACAUCCUCGCUAGAUAUGGGCUUUUUGGCUGCGGAACUGUUUUACCAGCCAUAGAAACAUCAUUUUUCUGGAAGAACUUCUUUACUGUGAUGGAGUCAUUUCUCGUCACCUUGAUCUCAACCAUACUACUGCAACCAUCGAAAUCGUCCUUCUUCGAUAAGCAUCCCAGCUGCAGAUCUAUGACGUCUUCCCGGAAUAGUCACACAAACGAGACGCCUACUUAA